CUCUCACACGUCACACGUUUGUGUAUCUCCUAACCCCUGUAUUGUGGUUAUGUUGACACAUUGCACUUUGCCAUCUGUACUGGUUAAGGUGUGCUUAACAGAACCUCCUGCUAUCACUUUACUUUUUAAAUAAAUAAAAAAGUAAUUAGUAUUUAUAUUAAUUUUAAAAAACUGAGAAGCGUGUUUAUAAAAAUAAAUAUUGCAGUGCUGCUUUAAGUAUAUUCAUCCUGUCCUCCUGAGUGGUACAUAUGUGUGUCAUUUGGUGAGCAGGUGGCUAACACUCUCUUUUACUGGUUUUGGUGAAGCUGUGAAGAUGCCUGCAGUUCUCUCACUAUUCUGGAUGCUCUGUCUGAUGCUGAGAGUGGGUCCCUCUCUCUCAUCCUGCACUCCCAGUGUGAGCAUUGUGGAUUUACACUGUAACCUACACUGGAACUGUUCUGAUAUCAACCCAAGCACAACCUUUAUCGUCCAGACCAAGUCCCCCCCGUGGGAAGAGUGGCAGAAUGUUUCUGAGUGUGUUCACAUCUCCUCCAGCAGCUGUGAUUUAUCUCAGGCCUUCCAAGACAUUUAUGGCUAUAACCUUGUCAGACUGUUAUUAAACCAUGAACAUGGAGCAAUUGACUGGCUAGGGGACUGCAAAUUCCUCUCAAACCCUGAUGUGAGGUUCAGCGCUCCCUCUGUCUCAGUUUCUUUGGUCGGGCCCAAGCUGUUGGUGGAUGUGGCGUUACCCUGUGCUCCUUCUGUGCUCUGUCUAAACAUGGGGGAGCCAAGCUGCUGUCCGGUCAACACAUUUCUUACACUGGACACCACUGUGACUGUUUAUAACAAACACAAUACGGCUGAAACACAGAAUAAAAUGUUUAAGAGUGAUCUGUCGAGAGUGGAGUUCGGUAUGUUGACGGCGGGUGAGGAAUACUGCGCUAAGGCCCAGAUCACCUCCUCCCCUUUCUCUGAGCCGCAGUGUGUUCACGUCCCAAAAAAGGGAAGUCUGAAUAUAGCAGCGCUGUGUGGAGUGAUCAUUGCUUUUCUCCUCAUUGGCGUGUGUUUGGCAAGAAGGUGUGCUUCAUCUGAAACCAGGCUCCCUAAAUCUCUGAUGUCCCUUCAGAAUGUGGAUCAGGACUCUUCUUCCUUUGUGGCUGAAUCUGGGCAAGCAGCUCUAGAAGAAGAUGAAGAUAAUCAUUUGGUUCUUCUCUCCAUCGUACCCCUGCAUAACAACACAUAUGCUCUGCCUGAGCCUGAGAUCCAGUCAGCCUGUUUGUCCUCACAAACAUAUGAAGAUAGUUAUUAUGCUUCAUCCAUUCUACAGCACCAGGCUUUUGAUGAGCAACAUGAAGGAGAUACAGGAUCUCAAUUGGAAACGGAUGGAGAUCCAUCUACAAAUCUUUGUCUAGGUGAUCUUUAUGCAUCAGAUCCAAUUGUAAGAACAGGUCCUGCAUGUUUACUUGAAGACUGUUUUACUCUGGGGGAUCUCAGUAUUCCUUUAAGCUCUGUGAAAGUAGCUGGGGAUCAGAGAGAAGAGAUGGAGCGAGAACUGCAUGAAGUACUUGAAAAGUGGAACCUGAAUGUGGUUAAAGAGUCUCAGUUAGUCGCUGAUGGAGAUCAUGGAGAAUAAAGGAACAAGCUUUAAUUAAAACUGAACGAAUUUCCUUCACAAUUGUGUAUAUGUUGUCCUUUCUAGAUUGUUCUAUAACACAACCAAUGAGAUAUUAAUCUUAAGUGUUCACACAACGUUUGCUUUUCCUCGUUGGGUUUCUCAUGAAGAUGAUUUGUCCAUUUACUGAAGGCAAUUGGUUCCAGCUUUAGACCGGUAAAUAAGGCUGUUUUUUUUUUCUUUUUUACCUUACCUUUAACCUUACUUUCUUCACAAAUUGAAAAGUCAGUUACACAAUACCCAUUCAUAUAAACUCAUCUUAUCCCUGGUAAUGCCCCAAACACUAGGAGGAUACCCCAAAACAGCCAACACCUCUUUGCAAAAUGCAACUGAUUUAGCAUCAAUGUGUAGUAGCUAUUACAAUUGGAGAAUAGCACAGUGACCCAGCACUGAUACCUCAACCAACAGAUGCCUGUGCUGACCAGUAUUUUAAUCUGAGAAAAAUUACCCAAACAGCAUGGCUAGUAGCAUGAUCGUGACCACUCCGUGUCCUGGAGAGCGAUUCUCCUAGAGAUUUUUCCUUCAAACCUCCACUUAAUACAUAUUAACACGCUUACCUCAGGGUAAAGGCAUUGGCAUACUUCAUGAGGAGACGACGUUCACAUGGCUUUAACGAACAAUAUGACGUAAUUACUGAGAAAGCUAACAGCCGCAGACGGCGCACAGGGGCUUCGUUCGACAUGUCGAGCACAUGGAAGCUGUGGGAACUCCACGGCAGAGGACACUGCCUGACAACGUCUGUGAUUGGUCGCUAAAAAAGAGAGCAUACGAGACAGGCAAUGCGAAGCCGCAGAAAGUAUGCCAGCUCGAUAGCUUGCAAAAGCCCGCUCGAUUUCAUACAAUGCUCCCGAACUUUGUUUCGUUGGAAGUAUGCGGAGGCCUUAAGUGGUCUAAUGUGGUCAUUGCUGGUAUUUUACUUAAAAGGGACAUACUAUACUUCUUUUUACACAAGUUAGAUUAAACAUAUGGGCUAUGCAAAACAUGUUUGUGACGUUCUUUGCACAAAAUCGCUUUAUUCCUGCCAGUUUCAGUCACUUUCAGAAUGAGCUGUUUCAGAGCUCUGUCACUUUUAUGCAAAUAAGCUGUUGCUGGCCACACCCAAUGUUUAUGCUGAGUGUUUACCACCUUUGUGUUUUGCCAUUAAGCACAAGCUAACACCAACAAGCUAGUUCAUGCUUAACUGUGAUAGAAACACAAAACACAAUAUUUGAAAACAACAUUAUUUGAAAUUACUUGCAUCUCCCUCAUCUGCUGACCUGCCACGGACAGUAGGUACAGAUCCCUCCUUCAGACGAGGAAUUGUGUACGACGGAGCACAGGUUGUCCUUUCUUAGACCACUUUUGGUAAGUAACCGCUACUGCAACAUAUCACAAGAUAUGCCUGAUGUUUUAGAGAUGUUCUGAUACAGUUACUUGCUCUGGUGACAGUCAAACUGCUUAAAAAAAAAAAGCCAUAUGCCCGUUUAUUCUGAUUUCCUGACAGCUUUGAGAACCGACUGUUUACUUAAUGCUUGCCUAAAAUUUAGAUCCAAUUGACUGACAUAUGUCACUGUAAAUGGUGAAGUAAGAAAAAAAUUCCGCUUCCUCUGUCAGUGGUGCUAAUGUUAUGGCUCAUUGUUUUUAGGUCACGAUGCUAAGUCUUGUGAUAUGAAUACAGGUGUGUGUAAAAAAAAAAAAAACUGUGCACCACUAUUGCCACAACUGUUUAACCAGUCAGCCUUAUGCUGAACAUAUUUCUUAAAAUAUACAUAGAAAUGUAUUGUCUUGUUUCUUACAUAUCAAAACUUUUUUUUACAAAAUAACUGACUAUGAUUUAGCAUUCCAUCAUGUAUUAUUGUGUUGUUUGUUACGCAUUUGUAAAAAAACAUUUGAUUGAUGUAGCUUUCCCUCGUGUACUUUGUUGAGUGUAUGUCAUCAGGUCAUGACCUAGAACAUAUGGAAUAAUUUUGUUCACCAUGUGCCAUAAUGCAUGUCACCUCAGUAUGUUUUAUGUAUGAAUAAAUCAAAUAAAUGGUGGGAUGGAAAGGCCCUUGAUAUGUUGGACACUGUUAAUAGCCUCCAGAUUGGCUGUUGGUUUUGGGAUACCCCCAUACAGUGGUGUGACUCAUUUCUGUAGGCUGCUAUAAAUCCUCUACUGUUGGGUUUUCAACCCCCCUGGUGGACUCGAACACACUCUUGGGCCAAACAUAAGGGGGCACACACUUUCCUGCCCUACUAUAGCUUGCCUUUUCUUUCCAUCUGACUCAACACUGCCCAUCAGGGCUUAGCUUGGGUUUGUGUGACCCAGGCAGCACAAUUC
Molecule: messenger RNA, 3950 nt
Organism: Astyanax mexicanus (Mexican tetra)
Lineage: Eukaryota; Metazoa; Chordata; Actinopteri; Characiformes; Acestrorhamphidae
Exons: 7
Coding region: 314-1612 (432 amino acids)
Molecular function (GO): protein binding
Source: RefSeq, a predicted model, not a curated record